Molecule: messenger RNA, 2804 nt
Organism: Nematostella vectensis (starlet sea anemone)
Lineage: Eukaryota; Metazoa; Cnidaria; Anthozoa; Actiniaria; Edwardsiidae
Product: reticulon-4 receptor-like 2
Exons: 9
Coding region: 379-1071 (230 amino acids)
Cellular component (GO): extracellular matrix
Molecular function (GO): protein binding
Source: RefSeq, a predicted model, not a curated record
AGAAAAAUAAAUAGUGUUAUGACAAUGAUACGUGCUGAUUGGGCAAGAUGCUUGAAAAUUUGAUUACUAAAAAAUCAUGCAUAGUCAGGCAAAAUCUAAAACGUCGAGUGGCAGAAAGUAAUAACAAUGUUAAAAAUAGAGCAGCAUGAGAUCUAUAAGGUGCAAAAUGAAAGAAUCGUAGAGAACGUUUUUGUAAAAUCAAAAUAUCUUCAUUGUUCGUGCAGCUUGCUUGAUAGUAACAUCAUAAUAUGAUAGACACAGUAAUGUAUGGUGGAUCGGUAUAUGUUUAGCAGAAUACUGGUUGGAAAAAAGCCUUAAUUUUACAUUGAUAACAAAGUUUUUAAAACAGUCAACAUAUCGGUGUGCUAGAUGUAGGAAAUGGCUAACAACUUCCAUAGGAUCUUGGGAAUUGCCGUCUUGCUGCUUAUAAAAGCUUUUCUAAACAGUACAUCAGGAUGCCCUCAAAAAUGCAGCUGCUACACACGAUCAUGGCUGAUCACUAAUUGUCGAGGGAAAUACUUGACGUCAUUUCCGGAUCAAGUCGAUAACACAACAGUUGAGCUAAUUCUUACAUACAACAGAUUGAAAGCUCUACCUCCAUAUCCACUACAGCUAGAAAAUCUGACGAUUCUUGAUCUUCAUGAUAACCGGAUCAACAACUUGAGCAAUUGCGCUUCUCUCAAGGGUCUACGCCGACUGACGAUUCUGUACUUGUCCAAUAAUUUUCUGGAUUCGAUCCCUGGUGGAUGCUUCUUGGACCUGAAAUCACUGAAGCACUUGUAUCUGUAUAACAAUCAGCUGCGAAUGUUAACACCCGGCAUGCUGCGGGGCCCUGAAGGACUGCAAUCACUCUUUGUGGGGGAUAACCAAAUAAAGAAAGUAGCAGAUGAUGUUUUCCAAAAUGUCUCCAACGGAUUCAAACUAGACAUCGGCAGAAACAAGAUGAAUGGCGUGCCAGAUGCGGUCAAACGAGUAAUGGACAGACUUUCAUAUUUGGACUUGUCUAGCUGCUCGAUAUCAAGCUUCGAGGGACUGGUGAGGCAGCCAAACACAGGGAUGAUUUCACUGUAAGAACACGACUUUAUUUUGUUAAAUAUUCGAAUACUGUUCUAAUCCCAUGGUCAAAUCCUUUUGCGCGCUCUGAUUGACUACAAUGAAAACACAGACUCCUACGCGAUUAACAUUUACGUUGUCAAAAUCAAAGUUUGUUACACCAGAAGGUUGUUACAUCAAUAUGUCAAUUCGACAUGAUUUUACCUAUGUCCAUGUAUUAGUGUGUUCACGUUUUUGAAGAGUUACACUUAGACAAAUCUAAAAUCUAAAACAAAAGAGAAAAAUUAAAAAAGCAUCCUACAUUAAGACAAGAGCCAAAAAGAAACAAAAACAGGUCAAAAGUGACUAAAACAGGACAAAAGGAACAAAGACAGGCCAAACGGGACAAAAAGGUCAACACGGACAUAAAACCUAAACGGUUACACCAAUAGGUCAAUUCGAUCUUCUUUCAUGAUUGUGAUCAUGUCCAUGUAUGGGUGUGUCAAGUUCUCGUUUACGGAGACUCACACCUAGACAAAUACAAAAUCUAAAACAAAAGAGAAAAAUGAUUAAAAAAGAGUUUCGAAACGAGGUUCACUCUUAUCGAGGCACCUCGUCGAAAGCAUGGUGAGGCGUAUUUAAAAAGAUUGCACCUACCCGAAUUGCGGAGCGAAACAGCUAGUUCGACUAGCAAAUCAUCUGGAAGAUUUGCAUCUCUUAGAUAUUACACAGCGAAAAAAGUACUUACGAGAAGCCAGACUUCAACCUAAACUGAGAUUUGUUGAACCUCAAGCAAAAACUACAAAAUAUAUGACCUCCAAUAAAGACCGAGCACAAGUCCAUAACUCCCGCCUAAUAUUUUCCAAAUGCCUGGAAUCGAGUUCUUUGACAUCGCCAACUGGGUUUGCAACGACAACAACAUAACAUAUUUUAAACACCAAUAAAAAAACACUAUAUUCGGAGAAUUUGUAAAAUUGGGGCAUAGCUCGGAAGAAUUGUUGAAUAGUGGAUUAAGACAAACACAAAGAAAAAAAUAAUAAUUCGUUUUACAAUCAGACAACUAUGAACUUGAAUGUAUUACAACAAAUUAUAAGAGUACAGGAAGGUACUCAUUUUAUUCUGGACGCCAUAGCGUAAAGGCAACGCUAGCAGUAUGGGAUCUAUUAGACAUUACUCGGAUGAAGAUUCAAACGUAUCGACAGAAAAAUUUGAAGAUUAUUCGGAUAGCGAAUCUACCCAAUCCGAUCAUACUACGAAUGAAGACUUCUUCAGACGAAAAUAUAGAGGAUACUAUCCCAAAUGUCUGGGAUUGUCUCCACGCUGAUUCAAUGGAUCGCUUGCAUGGUCAUUGUAAAGUACUUUUUGCAAAGUAUGAGCAGCGAGGAAACGCUUAAGAAGUGGCUGAAGCCCAAGCAACAAAUUACCUUGUUCCCCACUAUUGAAAAGGGAUAAGAAAAGUCAUUUUUGAACUCCAAAGUGGAUACGUACUUUACGAAAGGAUCCAACUUUCAAGAAAACAAUGGAUACGCGAAAAAAACUUAAUGGACAACGAUUGGUUUGACUGGAGUGAAGCGACGGAAUCGGCGAUUAAUAAGAGAAAAUUCCUGCUGUCAAAGUUUUCAGGGAGCAGCCGAUUCCUCAGCAAGCAGAUGCCCCAACUUGGAAUAAACCAUGAAGCACCCGUGCGAAAUGAAAAUUCACUUUUUGCGAUAAUAGUCGAGUUUCUGUGAUAUCCUGGAAUAUCUCAGAAAAUCGCAAUAAAUCCAAAUGAA